UGUAUUUCAAAAAUAGACCCAUAUCUAACACCCUGCCCAAAAGCAAAAACUUUUCCAGAAGGGCCCAAUCUGCAUGAUUUUUCACAUAUUCCUUCCCAGAUAUAUUAAGAUCAGCGGCCCGGAACGAGGACCGAGGAAGGAAGGGAGGAUAGAUACAUAUAGAUCUAUAUAGGCCCAGAGGAAUAUUCGUCAGCUCCGUUGGCAUUUGAAAUCAGUUUGACGAACUUCUGCUUCUCCACAGAUAAAGCUGCUCUGCCAUUUCACUCGACGGCUAGAGAUCCAGAGGACAGGGCUUCAAAGGUUAGGCGACAAAGCUGAAAUUGAUCAACAUCAUGGCCUCAUGUGGUGAUGAUACCAUGGAGAUCGCAGCCCUGGGAAGACCAUUCCAGCUCGGCAUGCUGUACAACUGCCGGAAGGACGCUCUUAUUCCAGCUAUAACCUUAUGGGAUCCAGAGCAGCUGCAGAAGAAUAAAAGUGUGGAAUCACAAAACAAAACUGAAUUUGAUGUCACAACAUCAGACACAAUUGAGGAGAAGUCAAAUUCAUUGAAGAUCUCUGGCUCUCUGAAACUAAGUAUCUUGGGAGGACUGGUGGAUGUGGAAGGAUCAGCUAGAUAUUUCCAAGACACAAAGAAAUCCAACAAACAAGCCCGUGUGACACUUCGGUACAAAACAACAACAAAAUUUGAAACAUUAACAAUGUCUCACCUGGCUUGUGGACAAGUGGCUCAUCCUAACGUGUUUGACGAUGACACUGCCACUCAUGUUGUCACGGCCAUCUUGUACGGAGCUGGAGCCUACUUUGUGUUUGACAGAGAAUCAUCCUCAGAGGAUAAGAAGGAACAAGUGGAGGGGGAGGCUAACCUCACCUUCAACAAACUGAAAUUCCUCACAGUAGAUGCUGAGGCCUCAUUCAACAUGAAUGAAAAAGAGAAGGCAGCAGUUGAAAAAUUUAGCUGCACAUUUCAUGGAGACUUCAAGUUACCCACCAACCCAACGUCCUUCAGUGACGCUGUGAGAGUUUACAGAGACCUUCCAAACAUGCUGGGAGAGAAUGGAGAACAUGCUGUUCCACUCAGGGUGUGGCUGUACCCUCUGUGCAAGUUGGAUUCAAGAGCUGCAAGACUCGUAAGAGACAUCAGCAAUGCCGUGAUCAGAUACUCAUCAGAUGCCAUAGAGAGUUUUACCAACACAGAGAUGAGAUGCAGAGACAUACUGAGAGACACUGCAGCUGCAGCAUUUCCUGCCCUGGCAAAGAGGGUUCAGGAUUACAUGCAGAUGUGCCAUCAGUACAAGCUUGACUUCAUGCAGAAGCUCAGGUCAGUGCUUCCUUCAAUCCGAGGCGGGGGGAAAGAGGAGAGUGCUCUAUUAGAAAUUCUGAAGGAACACGAGAGUUCUCCAUUCAACAGAAAAGACCUGGAUCAGUGGCUCACAAAUAAGGAGAAGGAAUUAGACACACUGAAAUCUUACCUCAAGCAACUGGAGAACCUGGACGCAAAUAUUCAUGACAAUUUGGAAAACCUCUUAUCAGAUUUAGAUGUGGAGAAUGUUGUGAGCUUUUCCUUUACCUCUGUAGAUGGGUCUGAUAGUUUCCUGGUGAAACUGUCAAAUUAUCUCAAACCAUCAGGAAUGUUGAACCCUUCUGCAGAAUCCUCUGAUCUACAGGCUACAAACACAGAGUGGCUCACCAAUGAUAUUAAACUAAAAAUGAGGGAACAAUUGAGACUGUUUGGAAAACUGAAGAAGAUGAGCACCAGUGAUAAAACCAAAUUCAUAGUUUCUUCAAAAUACAAUGAAAGUCAUCCUGGGGCGUGUAUUUUCAUAUAUGAAGAUGGAAGUGAUGAUGCAAUCCGCUUUGUUCCUCCAUCAAAACCUGCCACUCCAACCACUACUUGUGUUUCAUAUGACAGUGUAACAGUUCAGGUGUCUGACCCAGACUCUGCCACUGUAGAGCACCGAGUAGAAUACAGAGAGAAACAGAAUCAGGAGACUGAAUGGAAAUCCCACCCAGUGCAGAGGAACCAAAAGGCAGUAACUCUGUCGGGACUGAAGCAGGGGACUGAGUGUGAGAUCAGAGCCACAGCUGUGGGCAAACUCGGCUAUGCUGUUAGCAGUGAAGUCUGUCUGACUCUCACAGCAGUCUGUCCACCAAAAGCAGUACGGCAAAACAAUGUGUGCGACGCCACCUGCCCUUCAAAAUACGAGGAUAUUCAAAUAGGAGGAUCCAUCACCAACUCUAAUUCACCCUACUUCUCCUGUCCACAUACUGGUAGUGGGCCUACACGACUCCUCCCUCAUUUUUGCCGCAUGAAUUGCUCAAUAUCUUGUACUACAAAAUAUGAUCUGUACUGCAUGAAUUGUAGCCAUCCACUAGAGGGCCGCUAGGGGCCCGCUAGGGGCGUCUAGAUUUUUAGUUUAAUGCAACCACAUUUUUAGUUUACAGUUUUUUUCAAACGCUAACAAGCGUUUGUCCAUUCAUUUGACACAUUUUCAAAACUCUAAACACAGACUCUCACCUACAAAACACAUUUUUAGUUUAAUGCAUGUUUUCUGAAUGGGCCAUGGGCCAUGCUAUAUUGGCCCCUGUGGUUGACCCCAUCCUCAUCCCAGUCCCCUAGUCGUGUCCCCUGGGGGUGAUUUUCUUUCUUUUGUCCUUUAAGAAGGUGAGAUAAUCAUCAGUAACAAAAUCAGAUUUUAUGUUUUUCUUUCAAGGUGCCUGCAUUCUUUUUCUUUUCUUUAGAGUGCUCGAGAGGUAAUGCUGUGUUUGUUUGUUAUCUGUUUUUAUUUUUAUCGGAACACAUCAGACUCCUGUUUAUUAUUGUGUGAUCUAUACAAAAAUCUUUUUUUUGAUUGAUACAUUUUGGGGUGUUCUUAUUGUAUUCUGAUGUGUUCAUAUGUUACUCCUGGGUAGAAUAUUCUGUGGCAAGGUGCACACCCCUUUGUGCAUGACUCUCUCUGGCUUCAGAAUGGCUGAGUAGGGCAUAUUGUCCUGUUUACUUGUAGCUCGGGAACAUCAGUGAUACCAUGGGCCGAAGGAGAUAGCGGUGGGCGCUGUGUGUCUGGAUUUUACCAUCUGGUCAGAGCCGGUUGUGUUGUGUACCACCUGCCACGUCGGCAUGAUUGACGUUUUUAAUGUUUUAGUAUAACUGACCGUGUAUUAAGAUUGGACUCUGAGACGGAUGGAGGAAGUGAAUCGAGUAGCAUCUUCCCAGGGGGAUGCUCAGCAACCGCUCCAGAUAGCAAGAACGACUGUUAAACUUUGUCAGUUUCACUGUCCGAGACUCUGUUCUGCCUAUGUUCUGGUUUUCAUUUUAUUGUGACAUCUACAAUAAAUCAUCAUUUAAUCGCUAUCCUGA
Messenger RNA from Sardina pilchardus (European sardine), 3355 nucleotides. RefSeq names its product verrucotoxin subunit beta-like. The coding region runs from base 333 to 2384 and encodes 683 amino acids. NCBI's taxonomy places the organism in Eukaryota, Metazoa, Chordata, Actinopteri, Clupeiformes, Clupeidae. The transcript is spliced from 3 exons. Gene Ontology annotation, molecular function: protein binding. The record is from RefSeq and is a predicted model, not a curated record.